AGACUUGGAGAAAUGAUCAAGGAGUACUGUUUGCCUGUUAAGUUGUAGCCUGUUAGGUUUAUUCAGGGGGGCUGGGUUAAGUAACAUCAGCUUCGGGCAUUUCUUUUUUUUUCUGGAGAGCUGUUGUGAAACUUGAAAUCAAAAACAAAAAGGAUAAGCAGAAAAACAAACCAGCUUCAUUCAACAAGGUUGAGAUAAGGAGGAUUUCAUCGGAGGAUUUGGACUGCAGUCUGCUGAUAAUUGUAGAACGAUGGCCUCUUACAAACGGAUCCUGAGCACCCUCGGGAACGGCCCUGUGCGGCGAAACCUGUUCGGCCCUGUUGACAGAGAGCAGCUGCAGACAGAGUACCAGGAUGCCCUGCAGAAAGACCUGGAAGAGGCUUCACGGCGGUGGGGCUUCGACUUCAUCUCGGACAAGCCACUGGAGAGCAGCGAUUUCCAGUGGGAGGGCAUCCCAGGUACCAAGGUGCCGCUGCUCUACCGAUCCUGUAUGCUCGGUCGGGGACAGUCAGAAGGUCAGAGGCCGGCAGAGGCAACAGUAACCCCCAAGACAGGAAGGGCGGAGCCGCUGGAAAAGGAGAAGGAGAACAUCCCGGGUACGCCAGAGAGAUUUGCACUCAACCUGGAGAACCUGGAGAAAACACCAGAGAGAAGAGAGAAUGCAGGGGCGAAGAGGAAGCAGACAAACAUUACAGAUUUCUAUCAGGCUAAAAGAAGAGUAGUUUGGAUGCCGCGCAAAUCCGGUGAGUGAUUUUCUGUGCAGUAUCCUGCAAAGGUGCCAAUGUUCUCAGAGAACCACACAGACAGUUCUACACUCAGGAAUGCUACGUUCUGCACAGACUCUGCACAGUCACUCACCGGGAGGUCUGGUACCCAGUGAACCAUCAGAAAACAGAAGGGACCUCAGCUACACAUGAUUACUACAAGAUUAAUUAGGGUACUGUAUUCACUCUGAGGGGUUGGUGCUUUUCCCAGUGGUAAGAAGGGGACAUUUGAGCAGAGAAGAUUAACGAUAAUCUCUCGAAUCAGUGGAUUUAUACUCAUUGGGACGAAGGGGAAGCCAAAGUGUUGACUGACAUUUCCUACUGUACAUUCCACAGUGCUUAAACCACAGUCACGUCUCUGUUUUUAUAGAAGCUCUGUACCUUUAGCAGUACAGAGACAUGAUAAAUGAGCAUAUUGCUGUACACACUUGAAACAGACAGUCGGUGUCGACAUCAUUCUGCCUCACAAUGAAAUGAAGUGAGACAAAACUGCAGAAUGAUUGAAAAUGGUAGAGAAUGAAUGAAGCCCUUUGGCUCCUUUGCUCAAAUCCACUAUGUUUUGUUUUUUUUGUUUUUUUUAAAAGAAUGAAUGUUCUUUUUCUUUGUAUAUUAUGAGGGCCAUGAGUCUUUCUUUCUUUUCCAAGCACUUCCUGUCCAAAUUGUAUUAUACUUUAUAUAUCCAGCUGUACAAUCACGUUUUUCUUUUUCUACCAUCAUGUAUUCAUAGGAAAAUGCUUGAAGAAUUGUGACGUCCUGCACAUGCAGUUGCUUUGCUUAGAUUGUAAACGACAGAAGUGCCAUCAUGUCCUCUUCCAUCCACUGUAUGUUGAAUGAUUUUUAAAACAGAUCUCCACAAGUGCCCCGUUCAGACUCUGACAUGUGCACAGCACCAGAUAAUGUAGGUUAGGAGUGUAGCACCAUGUCUUUAGAACUCUUAAAAUCACUUAUUUUUUAGGUUUAUUUAGAUAUAUAUCCAAUAUUUAUCAAUAGAGUUUAAUACAGCACUGUUAAGUAGCAUAACCAUAAAAACACUGCAGUAUUGCACAAACAUCUGAUAGGUGGUGUGUCCACAGCACCCAGUAUCGAGUGCCUUUAUGGCAUUUUUUUUCGGGGGGGGGGGGGGGGGGGGGGCGUAGUUGAAGCUCCAUAAAGGA
This is a messenger RNA of Toxotes jaculatrix (banded archerfish), 1918 nucleotides long. It is a transcript of the gene cdkn1a, whose product is annotated as cyclin-dependent kinase inhibitor 1A. Gene Ontology annotation, biological process: signal transduction by p53 class mediator; regulation of mitotic cell cycle. Gene Ontology annotation, molecular function: cyclin-dependent protein serine/threonine kinase inhibitor activity. The transcript is spliced from 3 exons. The record is from RefSeq and is a predicted model, not a curated record. Bases 251 to 751 code for a protein of 166 amino acids. Gene Ontology annotation, cellular component: nucleus. Lineage: Eukaryota; Metazoa; Chordata; Actinopteri; Toxotidae.